Camarhynchus parvulus is the source of this 5742-nucleotide messenger RNA. It is a transcript of the gene GPC1, whose product is annotated as glypican 1. Bases 340 to 1995 code for a protein of 551 amino acids. Gene Ontology annotation, molecular function: fibroblast growth factor binding. The record is from RefSeq and is a predicted model, not a curated record. NCBI's taxonomy places the organism in Eukaryota, Metazoa, Chordata, Aves, Passeriformes, Thraupidae. Gene Ontology annotation, cellular component: synapse; extracellular region; cell surface. Gene Ontology annotation, biological process: regulation of protein localization to membrane; negative regulation of fibroblast growth factor receptor signaling pathway; cell migration. The transcript is spliced from 9 exons.
GCUCCGCCCGGCCCGGCGGCGCCGCAGCCGGCAGCAUCGCGGCGGGACUGCCCGGGGAUGCAGCCGCGCUAAGAACAAAAGCCCUCAGCGCGCUCCGCUCCGGGGCUUUGAAGCGGCGCGGCCGAACUUGGAUCUCUGCCCCUCUCGGCCGAGCCGCGGCGGCGUCCGGGGCUGAACUCGCCGGCGCCUUCUCCCCGCACGCCGCGGGCAGCCGGGGCUCGCCCGCCCGCCGCCCUCGCCCGCCCGUCCCGCCGGGGCUGCCCGCGGAGGGGCCGCACCCGCGCCGCGGGACCUUGGCUUUGCCCUUCGCUCGGCAGGUGGCGGGGCCAGCGGAGAAGGAUGCGUGUCUUCCCGUGGGGAUUUUGGCUGCUGUGUGUCGCCUCCGCCCCGGCUCGCGGUGACAGCGGCAGCAAGGCGAGGAGCUGCGCCGAGGUCCGGCAGCUGUAUGGAGCCAAGGGCUUCAGCCUCAGCGGCGUGCCCCAGGCCGAGAUCUCCGGGGAGCACCUGCGAAUCUGCCCACAAGGCUACACCUGCUGCACCAGCGAGAUGGAGGAGAACUUUGCAAACAAAAGCCGAAGUGAAUUUGAAGCCAUGAUGAAAGAGGCUGGUCGCUCCGUGCAGGCCACCCUAACAGCACAGCACAGGAGCUUUGACAGUUAUUUCCAGGAUUUGUUGAACAAGUCAGAGAAGGCCCUUUAUGAUGCCUUUCCAAGCCUGUACGGAGAAUUGUACACUGAGAACGCCAAGGUGUUCAAGGACUUGUACAGCGAGCUGCGCCGCUACUACCGCAGCUCCAACAUCAACCUGGAGGAGGCCCUCAACGAGUUCUGGACACGGCUGCUGGAGAGGCUCUUCAAGCUGCUGAACCCCCAGUACCACAUCACAGACGAGUACCUGGACUGCAUGGUCAAACACGCCGAGCAGCACAAGCCCUUCGGGGAGGUGCCCAGGGAGCUGAAGCUGAAGGCGACGCGAGCCUUCAUCGCGGCGCGCUCCUACGCGCAGGGCUUCCUGGUGGGCAGCGACGUGGUCAGAAAGGUGUCUCAGGUGUCCCUGAGCCAGGAGUGCACCCGCGCCAUCAUGAAGCUGAUGUACUGCCCGCACUGCCGCGGCAUGGCCAGCGUGAGGCCCUGCAACAACUACUGCCUCAACGUGGUCAAGGGCUGCCUGGCCAACCAGGCCGACCUCAGCACCGAGUGGAAGUACCUGAUGGAUUCCCUGAUGGGCGUGGCCGAUCGCAUCGACGGGCCCUACAACGUGGACACUGUCAUAGGCACCAUCCACAUGAGGAUUGCUGAAGCCAUCUCCAACCUGCAGGAAAACAAGGAUUCCAUCACAAGCAAGGUAUUCCAAGGCUGUGGAAAUCCCAAAAUCAACACAAAAGGCUCCAGUAGUGAGGACAAGAAGAGACGGGGGAAGGUGACAUUGGAAGCCAAGUCCUCUGCCCAGGCCCUGGAGAUGCUGGUUUUAGAUGCCAAAGGGAAUCUGACAGCUCUCAAGACGUACUGGAUCACCCUGCCCAGCAGCCUGUGCAGCAAAAAAGUAAUGGCCAGCUCGGUGUCGGAUGACAAAUGUUGGAAUGGGAUGACCAAGGGCAGUUACCUGCCCGAGGUGAUGGGGGAUGGCCUGGCUAACCAGAUUAACAACCCAGAGGUGGAGGUGGACAUCACCAAGCCAGACAUGACCAUCCGCCAGCAAAUCAUGCAGCUCAAGAUCAUGACAAACCGCCUGGGCAACGCCAACAUCGGCAACGAUGUGGAUUUCCAGGACACCAGUGACGACAUGAGCGGCUCCGGGAGCGGGGACAGCUGUCCUGAUGACGUCUGUGGCAAAAGACUUUCUAAGAGCCCCAGCACCAGGCAGCCAGAAACACACGCAAUUCCUAAGCAGUCUGGACACGGUGUCAGUGGGGCCAGCAGCAGAUCUUUGCCUUCUGCCUCCCUCCUCCUCCUCGUCUCGGUGGCUGUCAUCGCCCCGCAGCACUUGUGGCGGUAACUCACUGGCACAGCCAGGACACAGACUGCGGCUGAGGGCUUCACUUUGCCAAAACCAACCAACCAACCAACAACCAACCAACCAAAGGACAUAUUUAAUUCACCUUGGCAAAAAAAAAAAAAAAAAAAAAAAGGAGGAGAAAAAGGUUUUCAGAAGGUUUCAGUUGUUUGCUAUUUCUGGCAGUGCUCGAGCUGUUUUCUUCUUUCUAGGUCUUUCCCCAGUGCUGGGCCCUUCUCUCCAUACCUCAUUGUUUUAUUUUUGUUAUUGCCACAGACUGGCUCUUGGGGCUGGAACCAGCCUUUGCAGAGGGCUCCCGGGGCACUGGGCCGAGCCCUCCAGGGCAGCUGUGCUGCUGCCUCAGUGGAAUAUGCAAUUAUGCAAUUGCCCUGCCCCUGUCCCUCCAGUGCCGCGGGCAGCGCCGGGAUCCUCGGCACGGCCCCCGUGCUGCAUCAGGGGCUCUCUGGGUUCUUCCUCUGUGCUUCCUAGCUGGGCAGAGAUGGCCCUUCACCUCCAGUGGGUUUGUAGGAGCGUGAGCAGGUUUGGUGGGUUGAACUGAACGAGUUUGGCAGUGGCUGUUGGACCCAAAAAUGCAGAACUCGCUUUUCUUUGGAAAGGUCACAAGUGGGUUUCUUGACUAGAGCUCGUAGCUGAGGACAAUUUGAAAUGUAGGUUUCCUACAUCUACGUGACUGGGAGUGAGUGGUAGGGGUUGGGGUUUGGGGUACUUUUUCUUUGCAUGCUAGUUGGAAAGCCAUUUUUUACCCAAGUAACAAUGGUCCAAUUUGUACCUGCAGUGCAGUACCAUUGUAGGUAACAGAGAGAUGCAAAUGUGCACAGUGGGAUUCUCUGUGUGACAGUUGUGCUGCCUCCUCCUUCUCUGGCCCCAGCCAUAGACAGGAAUCCAGGUUUUUUCUUGGUAAUAAGAGAGACCAGGGACAUUUUACUAACUGGAGCUUUGGGACUGCUUGUGCCCCUUAAGCAGCUGCCUUAGGGCAGAGAGGGGCUGGUGGGGACCACCAUGGGCCCUACCCAGGGCACUGGCUCAGGGGGAAUGUGAGAAAAGGAAACAUUUUGUUUGGGAUUUCUUUUUAUCUUUGGUGUUUGUUUCAGUUGUACUGUAGGUUUUUAAUGGAUUCCCACUUUCCCUGUUCCUUUCCCAUCAUCCAGUUCACCUUCCCUAACCCUGCAGGCACAGGCUGAGCCAGCAGCUCAUACACCCCUGGCAGCUCUGUUUGGGCUCAGGGCAGGGCCAGGCUCAUCCUUUGCUGCCCUGUCUCACCACUCACCAGCCUUUGGGUGAUGUGGGCAGCUGCCCUAACCCCAAAUUGCUCAGUGGGGUGGGCUCUGGGCCAGGUUUGAGACUGGGGGUGGUGAGUGAAGUUAUAAAUGUCCUCAUGUAGCUGUAGGAGUGUCUGUGCUUGUUAGGGUUGUGUGUUUGGGGCUUCCAGAGGCUUCUGUGCCUGAUGAGCAGCAAGGCUGGGCUGGAGCCAGAGGUGUAGCAGAUGCUGGGUACAGCACAGUCCCUGUGACUGCCUGGGCCAGCAGCACACAGGCUGGGUUUGAGCUUCACACAGGUUUGUACUGGGGUGAGAGGGAGGGCAGAGCUGGGCUGUCUCUUGCUUUUGCACAGCAUUUGAGCAUUUCUGCUCUGUCUUGCCAGAGGAGAUGUGCCUUUGGGCUGAGCAAACAUUAUGGGUUUGGGGUUUGGCUGUUUUCUAAGAAAGGGGAAAAAAAUUUAACAUGCAGUUUUCUGAAGUGUGCAAUUUAAGGAAAGAUGAGGACAUGAGCAAGGUAAUGCUGAAAGCCCAUUCAUUUCCUGCCCUCCCUGGGGCACAGUGGUGGCACUGAGGGUGCCUCAGACUAGGCAGAGAUUUUAGGCCAGCUUUGACCAGCCUCUCCAAGUCACAGUGAUUAAUGUCACUGACUGUGCAUCCUUUCUGCCUUGGCCUCACCUUCCUGAAAGGCAAAAAUCACCUGACCUGAUCUGGUUGGGUGUCAGAAAUGAACACGGUGCUGGACAAUGGCUGAGGGACAGACAGUGCCACUACACCCAUCAGAGCCCUGGAGAGGAUAAAUGUAAGCAGUGGUUUUGUCUAGGUUUAUUUACUCCUAGACAUAUGACAAAUUCACAUGAUUUUUACUGCUCUAAAGAGUUCCUAACUUUUCUUUUUAACUUUUUAAAUCAGAAUUGCAAAUACAAAUAUAACCUUCAGUUACAACAACCCCCACAACCAAUUCUGCAGAAGCUUUACAUCCAAAGGGAAAAAAAAAAGCUGGGGGAGGGAGGAAAAAUUAAAACAUUGUAUCCUCAUCAAAACACAGCUGGGUUGGGGUUUUAACACAUGGAUGCUGAGGUCAGUGGUUUGCUGUGCAGAAUGGGAGCUUGAAAGUCACUUCCAUUUCUGUGCAAUUACUUUUUGCUGUCUGCCUGUUAUCCUCAAAAGCUUCUUAUGGCCCCCUCCACAUCUUAAAUGUGAAGCCAGGAAUUUACUGAUUAUCCAGUUAGUAUUUUAACAAUUUAAUAGCCCCAACUAGUGGUUCUGUUAAAAGAUAAAAAACUGAUAGUGCAAAUUAAUAAGGCAAAGCCUCGAAGAAACAGUAAAAUCUGUCAUGCAGGGGAAACCCUUCCUGAAGCCUUCACCUCUGGGCUGGGUUGAGCCACAUCCCUCCUGCCCCUGAGGGUGGCAGCUGCCCCCGUCCAGGAGCCAGGCCAGGUGAGCCAGGAGAGCAGCCUGAGCUGGGGGCAGUGCAGGGGCUCGGCCCCUCUGUGCCCAGCAGUGCUCAGUGCUGGCCCUGUGUCCUCUGGGGUUCAUUUUUACAUCUGCCCCUGGUCAGCCUACACUGCUGCUUUUUGUUGCUCCCUGGUUACUCAGUUUUUCUGUUCUCCCUUGCCCUGAAGUUGUUUCCCCAGCUGCUGCCAUUAAGUGCCCUGGGGUUUUUUGGCUGUGCCACCUUCCCCAGGAGAAAGCCCCCCGGAUAUCAACUCCAAACUAAAGCAAACUGAAAUUACUGCUGACUAAACUACCACUGGUGUGGCUGAACAAGCUGAGAUGAACCCAGGUCCAGACAAGUCCCAAGCCUGUGGUUGGGCUGAUGCAGAACCUGGGGCCUUUCAGUGCUCAUAAAUGACAUUUCCUGGGCUCCUGCCUGCUGGAAAACACUGUGACACCUCCCCGUGGCUGCUCUGGGCUGGCUGCAUGAGGGGAUCUCUGAGGAACUGGGCUGGCUGGGGAGAAACAUCUGCUUCCAUGCUGUUGAGAUGGUGAUCCAUCGUGUUCUGGUGUGAAAAGGCCUCACACUUGGCAGGUGUAUGGAGGGGGUAGUGGUGUAGGAAAAAUAUAUACAAAGGCCCAAUCCCUGGGAAGGGGAGAACCAUAAAUGGUGGAUUUCCAAGUGUCUCUGUCUUUCAGCCUGCUCUUUGUGCCAUAACGUGUAUGUUUUAAACAAUGGUGAGGGUCUCAAAAGGCUUUGAGAGCACAGCUACUUCUCAUUUACAGAUGACAAGCUGCCUGUUGUUUUCUGGUGGGCUUGGUAGGGGCUAAGGUAUAGCAGAAUAUCUAAAGUCCACCUUUGCUUUAAACAGAUGCAUUUCUAUCUGCAGGAGUAAGAAUUAUUUCACUUAUCAGCAUAGCUGGACAGUUAUCUAUUUCUUUCUGUUACCAAGGUACUUGUAACUCUCUUGCACUGUUUAUCUAAAGUUGAAAUAUGUUCUUUGAAUCCUUGUAUAAAUAAAAAGGCUGGAGACAAA